AAGCUUUCAUUUGUCUUGCUACCAAAGAAAAGUUUUCUGAAAACUCCGAUCGACAAUGUCAGGAUUGGACCGUUUGCAAAGGAUGUUCGCCGGUGCUGGCGGCGCUUUGGGUCAUCCGCCGCCGGAUUCCCCGACCCUUGAUUCUUCGGAGCAGGUCUAUAUCUCCUCUCUCGCCCUCCUCAAAAUGCUCAAGCAUGGAAGAGCUGGAGUUCCCAUGGAAGUUAUGGGUUUGAUGUUGGGAGAGUUUGUUGAUGAGUACACUGUGCGUGUCGUGGAUGUCUUUGCAAUGCCACAGAGUGGUACCGGUGUUAGUGUCGAAGCUGUGGAUCAUGUUUUCCAAACGAAUAUGCUUGACAUGCUCAAACAAACUGGAAGGCCAGAGAUGGUUGUGGGUUGGUACCAUUCACAUCCAGGAUUCGGCUGCUGGCUUUCUGGUGUCGACAUAAACACACAGCAGAGUUUUGAAGCUUUGAAUCAAAGGGCUGUAGCAGUGGUGGUGGACCCAAUUCAGAGUGUUAAGGGGAAGGUGGUAAUUGAUGCAUUCCGUUUGAUCAAUCCACAAACCAUGAUGCUUGGCCAAGAACCACGUCAGACAACUUCAAAUCUAGGGCAUCUUAAUAAGCCAUCUAUCCAAGCCUUGAUCCAUGGACUAAAUAGACACUACUACUCUAUAGCCAUUAACUACAGAAAGAAUGAACUUGAGGAAAAGAUGCUAUUGAAUCUUCAUAAAAAGAAGUGGACAGAUGGACUGACACUUCGGCGUUUUGAUACCCAUUCGAAAACCAAUGAACAGACUGUUCAGGAAAUGCUUAAUUUAGCUAUAAAAUACAACAAGGCAGUGCAGGAGGAAGAUGAAUUACCCCCUGAGAAGCUAGCAAUAGCAAAUGUUGGGAGACAAGAUGCCAAGAAGCACUUAGAGGAACACGUCUCAAACUUGAUGUCCUCAAACAUAGUUCAGACUUUGGGAACUAUGCUUGACACUGUUGUGUUCUAGACUCUUAGCAUCUGUAUUAACUUCUUUAAGUUAAUGAAUUGCAUCUAUAUUGAUAUCAUAUAUUGUUGGUCAAGUGCACUGUUCAUGCAUUGUUGUGAAGAUUCAAAGAGACUAUCAUGUUGAUUCAUUAAAAUUUUUUAUGCUUUCUUCUCUCUCA
Gossypium raimondii (Peruvian cotton) is the source of this 1151-nucleotide messenger RNA. RefSeq names its product 26S proteasome non-ATPase regulatory subunit 14 homolog. Bases 56 to 994 code for a protein of 312 amino acids. Gene Ontology annotation, cellular component: proteasome regulatory particle, lid subcomplex. NCBI's taxonomy places the organism in Eukaryota, Viridiplantae, Streptophyta, Magnoliopsida, Malvales, Malvaceae. The record is from RefSeq and is a predicted model, not a curated record. The transcript has 6 exons. Gene Ontology annotation, biological process: proteasome-mediated ubiquitin-dependent protein catabolic process; protein deubiquitination. Gene Ontology annotation, molecular function: proteasome binding; protein binding; metallopeptidase activity.